AUGGACAAGCUCAAGUCUGUUUUAAGUGGCGAAGAAGCGCGCAGAGAAGACCGACAUGUUUUAGAGGUUGCCGAUGAAGCCUCCACUUUAGGAUGGGGGACGCGUGUGAAGGGAUUCGUUGGCUGUUUUGUGAUUGGUGUGGUGUGCACGAUACUGGGAGUAUGCACCCUUUUCAUUCCCAGGAUCGGGCUGACUCUCUUUAUUGUGUUUUACACCUUUGGAAACAUAUGUUCUCUGUGCAGCACAAUGUUUCUGAUGGGGCCUGUGAAGCAACUGAAAAGAAUGUGUGACAAAACGAGAGCCCUGGCCACCACUAUAAUGCUUACUUGCCUUGUGUUGACGCUCUGCGCAGCCUUCUGGUGGAAGAACUUUGGUCUCGCGUUGUUGUUUUGCAUUUUGCAAAUCUUAUCGUUUUCUUGGUACGGCUUGUCAUAUAUCCCAUUUGUGAGGGGGGCAUUAAUGAAGGCGGUGGCUAUCUGCAUGAAGUAAAUGCCUUGUCUUCACUGAGGUGAACAAACAGGCUUAAUGAAGUAUAUUAAACGGGCUGGUCUCUUGUUGAUGCAGCUGACAUAAGCUGGACUUCACAAGCAUCAAGUCCUGCUUUGGGGAGUUGGUGAACUCCUUGGAACUGCAUCGUCUGCCCACAAGUUUUACAUAUAACAAAUUUUAAAUAUUUCUGUACUCUUAAAGUGCUUUUAAUUAUAAAUUUACAUUAAUUCAAAUGAUUUUAGGCUCUGUGAUGUUUGGAGUGCCCAUGUUUUUGAUAAAUCCCCCAUUUUUGAUAAAUGGAUUGGUUAUGUAAUUGAUGUGAAUAUUUAUGAUAAAAUGUAUUUUUAUUGAUUUUUUUUUAGUCCUGU
Molecule: messenger RNA, 857 nt
Organism: Lampris incognitus (smalleye Pacific opah)
Lineage: Eukaryota; Metazoa; Chordata; Actinopteri; Lampriformes; Lampridae
Gene: sft2d2a
Product: SFT2 domain containing 2a
Exons: 8
Coding region: 1-489 (162 amino acids)
Biological process (GO): vesicle-mediated transport
Cellular component (GO): membrane
Source: RefSeq, a predicted model, not a curated record